GCUAAAGUUUUCAAGAGUUAUCCUCUCACAUCUCCUCUCUCCGGUCUUUCAUGUCUGUCUCUCUCCAGAAGUAAAAGAAACCCUAAAAAGUGUUGUUUACCCACAAUUGUAUCGAAAAUCACGAAUGCAAUAGCAAUAAUGGUUAACUGGAAUUAUGGAAAGGACUCAAUGAAUACGAUGUUAUCUGUAGCUCAAUGGAUGGAGAAGGAUUAAGCACCAGGAAUUGGGGUUAUUAUGAACCUUCCCUUAAAGGGCAUCUCGGUCUUCAGCUCAUGUCAUCCGUGGCCGAGAGAGACACUACAUCUGUCCUUACCGGACAUGAGAAUCCUGUUCUGGUUGCAGCUAAUGGAGCUUUCAAUCCCCGGGAUUGCGUGGUUACAGAACCACCUGUCACGCAUAUGGAUUAUGUUAGAGACAGUUGGAUAAACCACAGAGAUAAAUUCUUACAUAUGUUUCCGGGGAAUCUUUAUAACCCAGUCCUCAUGGACACUUCCAGGACUCAUCAUUCCAUGCAGAUGCUUCAAGAACCUGAUUCAACCACCAAAGACUCCAAGGUGAGUGUUGCGGAUCCAGGUGCUAAGAAGGAAGAUGUCCCUGCCAAGAAGAGAUCAGCUGCUGCUGCUACUCUGAAACCCUCCAAGGGGAAGAAGUCAAAGAAAGGUCCUUCUUUGCCUAAGGAAAUUGGUAAUUCCUCUGUUCAGCGUGCCAAAACUUCAAAGAAGAAUUUGGACAUUGUAAUAAAUGGAAUUGAUAUGGAUAUUUCUGGUAUUCCAAUUCCCAUUUGCUCAUGUACCGGCACUCCUCAGCAAUGUUAUCGAUGGGGAUUUGGUGGUUGGCAGUCAGCCUGUUGCACCACAACCAUAUCAAUAUAUCCCCUGCCAAUGAAUACCAAAAGACGUGGAGCGAGAAUUGCUGGACGGAAGAUGAGUCAGGGUGCUUUCAAGAAGGUUUUGGAGAAAUUCGCAUCAGAAGGCUAUAACUUUGCUAAUCCGAUUGAUCUUAAGACAUACUGGGCAAAACAUGGUACCAACAAGUUUGUGAUCAUCAGGUAGAUUUAUGCUGUGGAUACCAGUAUACCACAACUGGAUUGCUGCUGCAUCUGGUCUGUUUUACAUGUACAUAUUCGGCGGCCUGGUGCAGGGAUUUACUUGGUACUUUUUAGUUCAUUAAUUUUCUAUCAUGAUCCAUGAUUUUGAAAAUUGUCAAGGCAUUUGGGGGUCUCAAAAUCUGGUGUUAAAUUUUGUUUUGAAGUCUAGCAAUGUUUCUGGCCAUCAGCGUUAUCAAUGAUAGUUUCCAUUUUACUUGAUGGAUAAAUUUCAAAAUGUCUUGGCGAUAUUUAUUUAUUUAAUUUUUUUUUCUCAUUCAUCA
Messenger RNA from Olea europaea var. sylvestris, 1368 nucleotides. Its product is annotated as protein BASIC PENTACYSTEINE1-like. Lineage: Eukaryota; Viridiplantae; Streptophyta; Magnoliopsida; Lamiales; Oleaceae. The record is from RefSeq and is a predicted model, not a curated record. Gene Ontology annotation, biological process: response to ethylene. Gene Ontology annotation, cellular component: nucleus. Gene Ontology annotation, molecular function: DNA-binding transcription factor activity; sequence-specific DNA binding. The transcript is spliced from 2 exons. The coding region runs from base 195 to 1052 and encodes 285 amino acids.